Nyctereutes procyonoides (raccoon dog) is the source of this 2850-nucleotide messenger RNA. It is a transcript of the gene KCNC2, whose product is annotated as potassium voltage-gated channel subfamily C member 2. Gene Ontology annotation, biological process: protein homooligomerization; potassium ion transmembrane transport. Bases 143 to 2017 code for a protein of 624 amino acids. The record is from RefSeq and is a predicted model, not a curated record. NCBI's taxonomy places the organism in Eukaryota, Metazoa, Chordata, Mammalia, Carnivora, Canidae. Gene Ontology annotation, cellular component: neuronal cell body membrane; voltage-gated potassium channel complex; axon. Gene Ontology annotation, molecular function: protein binding; delayed rectifier potassium channel activity. The transcript is spliced from 5 exons.
CAGACGCGGAGCCUGCUUAGCGAUUCCCUUUCCCAAGUAAUAAUAACAUCAACAACAGCAGCGGCAGCCACGGUAGUGAUGUGCGGAGGAAAUUGGAUCAGGAAAUUAGUCACGGUCUCCCUGUCAUGUCUGAGCCACAGAGAUGGGCAAGAUCGAGAGCAACGAGAGGGUGAUCCUCAAUGUCGGGGGCACCCGGCACGAGACCUACCGCAGCACCCUCCGGACCCUGCCCGGCACGCGCCUGGCCCUGCUCGCCGCCUCCGAGCCUGCGGGCGACUGCCUGACGGCGGCCGGCGCCCCCCCGCCCCCGCCGCCCCCGCCCCCGCCGCGGCCCCUGUCCCCCGGGCCCGGCCCCUGCAGCCCGCGGGGCGCCGGCGGGGGCGGGGGCGGGGGGGGUCGCGAGUUCUUCUUCGACCGGCACCCGGGCGUGUUCGCCUAUGUGCUCAACUACUACCGCACCGGCAAGCUGCACUGCCCGGCCGACGUGUGCGGGCCUCUCUUCGAGGAGGAGCUGGCCUUCUGGGGCAUCGACGAGACGGACGUGGAGCCCUGCUGCUGGAUGACCUACCGGCAGCACCGCGACGCCGAGGAGGCGCUCGACAUCUUCGAGACGCCCGACCUCCUAGGCGGCGACCCCGGCGACGACGACGACCUGGCGGCCAAGAGGCUGGGCAUCGAGGACGCCGCGGGCCUGGGGGGCCCCGACGGCAAGUCCGGCCGCUGGCGGAGGCUGCAGCCCCGCGUGUGGGCGCUCUUCGAGGACCCCUACUCGUCCAGAGCCGCCAGGUUUAUUGCUUUUGCUUCUUUAUUCUUCAUCCUGGUUUCAAUCACAACAUUUUGCCUGGAGACACACGAAGCUUUCAAUAUUGUUAAAAACAAGACAGAACCAGUCAUCAAUGGCACGAGUGUUGUUCUGCAAUACGAAAUCGAAACGGAUCCUGCCUUGACGUAUGUAGAAGGAGUGUGUGUGGUGUGGUUUACUUUUGAAUUUUUAGUCCGUAUCAUUUUUUCCCCUAAUAAACUUGAAUUCAUCAAAAAUCUCUUGAAUAUCAUUGACUUUGUGGCCAUCCUACCCUUCUACUUAGAGGUGGGACUCAGUGGGCUGUCAUCCAAAGCUGCUAAAGACGUACUUGGCUUCCUCAGGGUGGUAAGGUUCGUGAGGAUCCUGAGAAUCUUCAAGCUCACCCGCCAUUUUGUAGGUCUGAGGGUGCUUGGACACACUCUUCGAGCCAGUACUAAUGAGUUUUUGCUGCUGAUAAUCUUCCUGGCUCUAGGAGUUUUGAUAUUUGCUACCAUGAUCUACUAUGCCGAGAGAGUAGGAGCUCAACCUAACGACCCUUCAGCUAGCGAGCACACGCAAUUUAAAAACAUUCCAAUUGGCUUCUGGUGGGCUGUGGUGACCAUGACCACCUUGGGCUACGGGGAUAUGUACCCCCAAACGUGGUCGGGGAUGCUGGUGGGAGCCCUGUGUGCCCUGGCUGGGGUGCUGACGAUAGCCAUGCCUGUGCCGGUCAUCGUCAACAACUUUGGAAUGUACUACUCCUUGGCUAUGGCGAAGCAGAAACUUCCAAGGAAGAGAAAGAAGCACAUCCCUCCCGCCCCCCAGGCAAGCUCGCCUACCUUUUGCAAGACAGAAUUAAACAUGGCCUGCAACAGCACACAGGGUGACCCCUGUCUGGGCAAGGACAACCGGCUUCUGGAACAUAACAGAUCAGUGUUAUCAGGUGACGACAGUACAGGAAGUGAGCCGCCAUUAUCACCCCCAGAAAGGCUCCCCAUCAGACGCUCUAGUACCAGAGACAAAAACGGAAGAGGGGAAACAUGUUUUCUACUGACGACAGGUGAUUACACGUGUGCUUCUGACGGAGGGAUCAGGAAAGGAUAUGAAAAAUCCCGAAGCUUAAACAACAUAGCGGGCUUGGCAGGCAAUGCUCUGAGGCUGUCUCCAGUCACAUCACCCUACAACUCUCCUUGUCCUCUAAGGCGCUCCCGAUCUCCCAUCCCAUCUAUUUUGUAAACCAAGCUGCAGCAGUCGGCUAAGUUGUAUGGAUUCACGUGCUGGUUACCCCUCCUCGAAGAGAAUUAAAAGUAGAGUCACUCCAGGCUCCAUUAGACACAGUUUAAAUCCUGCAUGACACUGCUAUUUGAAGUCAGACGCCACUCGGGUAGCUAACACAUCUCACCCCGGCUUACAGAUCUCCUACAGUAGUGCUACUCCUCCACCUUAAUGACCCCGGUCUCCUUUCGCAAUAAGAUGACCGUCGGGGUCACACCGGCCAACACCGACACAUAAACCUGUCUUCAGGGAGAUACAUUUAACCGUGUGCUUCCAAAUGCCCAUCACGUCAUUGGACCUUCGUUUCUCGGGACCCUAAACCAUUCGGAAGACAUUUGGGAUCCUAUCUUGAUCGCACACCACAUGACCUUGCUCAGCUCAUCUGCACGGACCGCCUUGUCUCCAUCGCCCGAGAGCCAGGUCACAGAGCCCGGGGACGUGGAUGGCUCAGGAUCCAUGUCCAUGCACCCACCAUCCUGCUGACACGCAAGCCCUGGUCCACUGUCCUGCGUGUGGGAUUGUGGGGCGGGCAGGGCCAGUUUCUCCUUGGCAUCUUUUUCGUUUCUUUUCUUUUUUCUUUCUCCCUAAUUCUUUGAAAGAAAUAUUUGCUUUAAUAAUGUCUUGAUUUACUUUUCUUCAAAAAUGCUGUACUGGCGUUCUGGAUGUUUGCGCCCAGAUAACUGCCAAGAGGUUGUUACUGGUCACACGCGCUGAGGCCAGAUCUCUCAAGGGCUCGGGGAGGGCAGGACACAGGACGGAAAGGGAACUGCCAGCCAGGCCUGCACGGUGUCACU